Ostreobium quekettii is the source of this 429-nucleotide messenger RNA. The record is from the annotation of a GenBank genome assembly. Lineage: Eukaryota; Viridiplantae; Chlorophyta; Ulvophyceae; Bryopsidales; Ostreobiaceae.
AUGCUGCAAAUUGGAGAUGGCUCAAAGUCAAGUGCGAAACUUUUAGUUCCCAAAGCAGUGGAUGCAGAUGACGUGGAUGACGAUGCAAAUGAUGAUGACGACGAGGAGGAAGAAGAUAGUGAGGAUGAGGAAGCGGAGCUGUUGGAGUUGCUUGCGCGCAUAAAGAAGGAGAGGGAAGAGGAAGGAAGAAAGAAGGCAGAGGAGGAGGCUGAACGUGAGCUCAAGGAAAAAGAGGAAGUGCUGCUCAGGGGCAACCCUCUCAUCCAUCAAAUGGACGCAAAUGCUCAAUUCGCAGUGAAGCGGAGGUGGGACGACGACGUUGUGUUCAAGAACCAAACUCGUGGGGAGCCUAAGGCGCAGAAGAGAUUCAUAAAUGACACAGUACGCUCCGAUUUUCAUCAGAAAUUCCUGCAAAGGUAUAUCAGAUAA